AUGAGUGUUCAAAAAAGUUGUCGUAAAGACACCAACUGUUGCCUGACAUCUCAACCUUGUAGAAAUGGUGCUUCAUGUGUCCCACUUUAUCCUGCAACAUCCGUGAGUAACAUUCGCUUUGUAUGCAAAUGUCGACCAGGUUACCAAGGUCUCCACUGUGAUCAACCAAUCAGAUCUUGUCGCGGCUACCUCAAAACAAAGAAAAGCAACAACGGGAUCUAUUACGUCAUCGAUAAUGAAGAUAACACCUUCCCAGUCGUUUGUCGUUUUAAGAAGCACGCUGUCUGGACUUGCAUUCAAAGAUACCACAGUAAAAAUACUCUCGAAACAUCAUUUAAUAAAAACAAGUAUUCCGUGAAUGAGGAUAAGCCACGGGCAGUUCCAUAUCGCCUGUCAUCUUUCAGAAUGAAAUCCAUACGACAAAAUUCUACUACAUGGCGCAUCACUAGACGCGUUAAAAAAGAAAAGUGCUGGAAUACUACGUAUGUUACCAUUGAUGUACCGGAAGAAAAUUGCACAUCUUGCAAGUCGCAUUAUGUCCAUAAACACACCAACACAACUAACACAACUAGUAAUGACAAUCUUGAUAAAAAAGAAAAUACUGAAUGCAAUGCCAAUGAAUGCACAGAUACAGAUGCAGGUGGGAAUAUUGAUAACUAUGGAUCGUAUUGUUGUUACAACACGUCAUUUCAUGGAUGUCCAUCCGAAUUGCAAAUAAUCUCUGAAAUAUGGCUUGGGGAUAUAAUACCCUAA
Messenger RNA from Paramuricea clavata, 753 nucleotides. The record is from the annotation of a GenBank genome assembly. NCBI's taxonomy places the organism in Eukaryota, Metazoa, Cnidaria, Anthozoa, Malacalcyonacea, Plexauridae.